AUGUCGGACAUGACCUUGACUCUGGCAGCUAAGGCCAACCAGGCCGCUUUGCUUCCGGUUCUUCUGGUCGCAACUUCCAUCAACGAGGCCCGCCCCACUCCGGUGAUCUCGAUCUCUUACCAGGACGCCGCUGUCCUGGAGCAGGGUGACAGGGCUGUGGUGCAGUUCACUGGAGUCAGUGGCUCGUCCGCUUAUGGCACUGAGAAUUCCAUCCAGGAAUUGCGGAAGAACUUCCCUUUCCUCAAUGCUAAGGAUGAGAAGCUGGAGAACGAAUGGCUUUCGCAACUCGAAUCCUACACUACCCUUGACUUCAAGGCCAUCGACCCGCUGCUUCAGCGCCUGAACAACCACCUCAUCUUGCGGUCCUUCGUGGUCGGCUACUCGCUUUCGACCGCCGACAUUGCCCUCUGGGGUGCUCUCCGUGGAAACCGCGUUGCCAUUGGUGCAAUUAGGAAGGGAACUCUCGCCAACCUGACUCGUUGGUUUACUUUCUUGGAAUCUCUUUGCCCCUGGGUCUCCGCCGCCCUUGAAAGCCUGACUGCCGCCGCCAAGGAGAAGAAGGUAUCCAAGGCCAAGGAGACCGGUGCCAGCUACGACAUUGCCCUUCUCAACACCGAUAAAGGCGUUGUGACCCGUUUCCCUCCUGAGCCCUCCGGAUACCUCCACAUUGGACACGCCAAGGCCGCGCUUCUCAACGAUUACUUUGCCCACGAGAAGUACGCCGGUACCCUGCUGGUUCGAUUCGAUGACACGAACCCUUCCAACGAGAAGCUCGAGUUCUCCAACGCUAUUGUGGAGGAUCUGGCUCUCAUGGGCAUUAAACCCGACAGAAUGAGCCACACCAGCGACUACUUCCAUGAGCUGUACGACUACGCCCUUCGGAUCAUCAAGGAAGGAAACGCCUAUGCCGAUGACACCGACAAGGAGACUAUGGCUACCCAGAGAAUGAACGGCGAGCCUAGCAAGCGCCGCGAUGCUUCUGUGGAGGAGAACCUUGCUCAUUUCGAGGAAAUGAAGCAGGGUACGCCCGAUGGUCUGAAAUGGUGCAUCCGUGCUAAGAUGUCCGUCGACAACCCGAACAAGGCCAUGCGUGAUCCCGUCAUCUACCGCUGCAACCCGUCGCCGCACAUCCGCACCGGCGAUGAGUGGAAGAUUUACCCGACCUACGAUUUCUGCUGUCCGAUCGUGGACUCUAUCGAGGGUGUGACCCAUGCCCUUCGAACCAUCGAGUACCGUGACCGGAACCCUCAGUACCAGUGGUUUCUCGAUACUCUCAAGCUUCGCAACGUUCAAGUCUGGGACUUUGCUCGCAUGAACUUGGUUCGCACUCUUCUCUCUAAGAGAAAACUCACCAAGCUGGUUGACCAGGGCGCUGUGUCCGGCUGGGAUUCGCCGUUGUUCCCCACCAUCCGCGGUAUUCGCCGGCGUGGAAUGACCAUUCCUGCCCUGAGAGAAUUCAUUCUCAGACAGGGACCCAGUAAGAACAUCGUCAACCUCGACUGGACUGUCUUCUGGGCCACCAACAAGAAGCACAUUGAUCCCGUUGCCCCGCGCCACACCGCCGUCCUCAAGAAGGACAUCGUCAAGGCGACCGUCACCGGAGCUCCCGCCGCCUACACUGAGGACAAGCCCAAGCACAACAAGAACCCUGCUGUCGGUACCAAGAAGGUUGCCUACAGUGGCAGUCUUGUGUUCGACCAGGAGGAUGCUAAGAGCUUCAAGCAGGACGAGGAAAUCACCCUCAUGAACUGGGGUAACGCCAUCGUCCGUAAGAUCGAGACCGACGCAUCCGGUGCGGUCAAGGAGCUGGGACUGGAACUUCACCUGGAGGGUGACUUCAAGAAGACCGAGAAGAAGGUCACCUGGUUGUCCUCGGAGGGCCAGGAGCUGAUCCCUGUGGAGCUCGUGGACUUCGACUAUCUUCUCAAGAAGGACGUCAUCGAGGAGAACGAUGCCCUUGAGGACGUCGUGAACUACCACGCCGAGUCCCGCGAGGAGGCCGUGGCUGAUGGCAACGUCGCCGACCUCAAGGAGGGCGAUAUCAUUCAGUUCGAGCGCAAGGGUUACUUCCGUGUCGACCGGCCCUACUCGCCCGGAAAGCCGGCCAUACUGUUUAACAUCCCCACCGGAAAGACCGUUAUGCAGGCCGAAGCCGCUAGUCCCGAUUUGGACAUCACGUUCCUCUCCCCUUUUGCUCCUGGGAGCAUGAAAACCGAAGACAAGCUUCCGCAGGUCUCUCCAGGUCUCCACUACUGGGUCGGCCCACCCGUCAAGCUUCCCUCUAUCAUGGGGGCCCAGUACGUCCAAAAUUCCUGCUGCCCGAAGCAAGCUAUCGAGGAUAAUAUGGCUCAGCAAGGUGGUGAUGGAGGCGCUGCCGGCGAUGCGUCUGGCGACCCCGAGCGGGCUCAGCAGAGUCGCGUUUCUGUCUCUGAGGGGCGCUCAUCAAGGCGCGUUUCUCGUGUUUCCUAUAAAGAGGACUACGCCAACCUUGAUGAGUACGGGAAGCUAGUGAAGUAUGUUUCCACUUAUCGCGAAGGGCAGGCAGGCUCAGGCCAAAGUGAAGAGGAGGUGAAGCGAGUCUGGUAUGCACCUUGGAAAAAGCGCAGGGUGCAUGUCAAGCGCGUCGACCAGGACGCCCAGCAACUGCCGCCUGAAUGGCUGCUCACCGAUAUCCGUCAAGGUCUCCCCGAUGGCGAAGUCCCUGUCAGGCGUCGUCGGUCGGGAUGGAACGAACUGGUGUCGGAGAAAGAGAAUCCCAUCGCGAAGGUCUUGUCCUACUUCCGGGGCCCCAUUCUUUAUGUGAUGGAGCUAGCGGUUCUCCUUGCUGCCGGGUUGGAGGACUGGGUUGAUUUUGGUGUCAUCAUCGGUAUUCUGUGUCUCAACGCUGCUGUUGGCUGGUACCAGGAAAAACAGGCAGCAGAUGUUGUUGCUAGUCUCAAAGGCGAUAUUGCAAUGAGAGCAACCGUGAUCCGCGACGGCCAGGAACAAGAGAUUCUGGCUCGCGAGCUUGUCCCUGGUGAUGUGAUUAUAAUUGGAGAGGGUCAAGUGGUGCCCGCUGAUUCUCGUGUUGUCUGUGAUUUCAAAGACCCUAGCGGAUUCGAGGAUUUCAAAAAUCUCCAGGACCAAGGUGAUCUCAGUAGCUCGUCAGAGUCAGACAUGGAUGGAGGCGGGGAUGAAGAGGGUGGCGAGGAGAAGAAGGAAGAGGAUGCCGAAAAGCAACAACAAAAGACAAGAAAGCGAGGCUAUCCUAUCUUAGCUUGCGAUCACUCUGCUAUCACCGGAGAGUCCUUGGCGGUCGAUCGCUUCAUGGGCGAAAUGAUCUUCUACACGACUGGUUGUAAACGAGGUAAAGCCUACGCCAUUGUACAGGCCAGCGCGAAAAACUCAUUUGUUGGUAAGACGGCAAGCAUGGUUCAAGGGGCCCAAGGUGCUGGUCAUUUCGAACUCGUGAUGGACAACAUAGGAACUUCUCUUUUGAUUCUGGUUAUGGCAUGGAUUUUAGCUGCCUGGAUCGGUGGUUUCUUUCGUCAUCUGCCAAUUGCUUCUCCUCGCCAGCAGACUCUUCUCCACUAUACCCUUGCUUUGUUGAUUGUUGGUGUUCCCGUCGGUCUUCCUGUGGUGACCACCACAACUAUGGCCGUUGGAGCCGCAUACCUCGCAAAGAAAAAGGCGAUCGUGCAGAAACUCACAGCCAUCGAAUCGCUGGCGGGUGUGGACAUCUUGUGUUCCGACAAAACCGGCACACUGACGGCCAACAAACUUAGUAUUCGAAACCCUUAUGUCGCCGAGGGGGUUGACCUUGACUGGAUGUUUGCCGUUGCUGUUCUUGCGUCCUCGCAUAACAUUGACUCGCUGGAUCCGAUUGAUAAAGUGACCAUCCUUUCGCUAAGGCAGUAUCCCAAAGCAAGAGAGAUUCUCCGCCGGGGUUGGGAAACUGAGAAAUUUCAACCGUUUGACCCGGUGUCCAAGCGAAUUGUGACUGUUGCUACCUGCGAUGGAAUUAGGUACACUUGCACGAAGGGUGCUCCAAAGGCAGUGCUGCAGCUGUCUAACUGCUCGAAAGAGACGGCGGACCACUACAAAGCAAAGACACAGGAGUUCGCGCAUCGCGGAUUCCGGUCUUUGGGAGUUGCAGUGCAAAAGGAGGGAGAAGAUUGGACCUUGCUUGGCAUCCUUCCGAUGUUUGACCCCCCGCGAGAGGAUACGGCGCAAACAAUCCAUGAAGCACAGAACCUGGGUAUAAGUGUGAAAAUGCUUACCGGAGACGCCCUGGCUAUUGCUAAGGAAACCUGCAAAAUGCUGGCUCUCGGAACGAAAGUGUACAACUCCGACAAGCUGAUUCACGGCGGCCUGAGUGGAGCCAUGGCGGGUGACUUGGUUGAAAAAGCGGAUGGUUUCGCAGAGGUUUUUCCGGAACAUAAAUAUCAAGUGGUGCAAAUGCUUCAAGAGCGAGGUCAUUUGACAGCUAUGACCGGCGACGGCGUGAACGAUGCGCCCUCAUUGAAAAAGGCGGAUUGUGGUAUUGCCGUUGAGGGUGCUUCAGAGGCAGCGCAAUCAGCCUCGGACAUUGUUUUCUUGGAGCCGGGACUUUCGACUAUCAUCGACUCGAUUAAGGUCGCGCGCCAAAUUUUUCAUCGCAUGAAAGCAUACAUUCAGUACCGAAUUGCUCUUUGCUUGCAUCUGGAAAUCUAUUUGGUCACCUCUAUGAUCAUUAUUAACGAAAGCAUUCGGGUUGAGCUGAUCGUUUUCCUUGCCCUUUUCGCCGACUUGGCAACUGUUGCGGUGGCUUAUGACAAUGCCUCUUUUGAACUACGACCGGUCCAAUGGCAACUUCCGAAGAUUUGGUUUAUUUCGGUGCUUCUUGGUGUUUUGCUCGCGUUGGGAACGUGGGUGGUUCGUGGCAGCAUGUUCCUUCCCUCAGGUGGUAUUAUCCAGAACUGGGGAUCGAUCCAAGAGGUUCUGUUCCUCGAGGUGGCUCUCACCGAGAAUUGGCUCAUCUUCGUCACGCGCGGUGCCGACACCUGGCCAUCUAUCCACCUGGUGACGGCCAUUUUAGGCGUGGACAUCCUUGCGACUAUCUUCUGCUUGUUUGGUUGGUUUAGUAACCAAAACAUGCCCACCAACCCGGCGGACAAGUUCGUCGAGACCACGAACGGUUGGACCGAUAUCGUCACGGUGGUUCGCGUGUGGGGUUACUCCCUGGGCGUAGAGAUCGUCAUUGCUCUGGUAUACUUCAUGCUGAACAAGUUCAAGUGGCUGGAUGAUCUCGGCCGCGAGAAGCGAGACAAGAACGCGCUCAAGUUCGAGAACCUACUGGGUCAUCUUUCCCGUCUGACGGUCGAAUAUGAGAAGCCCGGCGAGCCACCGGGUCGCUUCUUUUUGGCUACCAGCAAGGAGGAGGAAGAAGUCGAUUGA
Messenger RNA from Aspergillus affinis, 5415 nucleotides. RefSeq names its product putative plasma membrane H(+)ATPase. Gene Ontology annotation, cellular component: membrane; cytosol; cytoplasm. The transcript is spliced from 8 exons. The record is from RefSeq and is a predicted model, not a curated record. Gene Ontology annotation, molecular function: ATP binding; ATP hydrolysis activity; P-type proton-exporting transporter activity. The coding region runs from base 1 to 5415 and encodes 1804 amino acids. Lineage: Eukaryota; Fungi; Ascomycota; Eurotiomycetes; Eurotiales; Aspergillaceae. Gene Ontology annotation, biological process: translation; glutamyl-tRNA aminoacylation; proton export across plasma membrane.